AUGUCUGACGAUACUUUCCGCGUCACCCGCCAGGACGUGCGCAAGCCCGAGUCCCGUAUUGCCAAACAGCAUCACGGCAAGACCCCGGCGAACUCGGACGUUUCUGCCAUGAAGUCCUUGAUCGACGAAAAAACCGACAAGUCCCAGGAGAUCGACAAGGUCAAGGCUGACCUGCCUUUGCCCGAGCAACCCCCUGUUGCUAGCGACUGGUCAUCGUCCGAUCAGCGAACCGUCAAUGUCGGCUCUGGGCGCUUUGAGGGUCCUAUCUCCGGCUCUUCUGAAAGUGCUCUCCGCGACCCCGCAACUGUGGCAAGCAGUGCCCGCAUUUCGGGAGAGGAAUUGCACAAGGCUACUGCUCCCGGUAAGGAUGUUGGGGAACCUAGCAAUUUGUCCUCUGAUGCGACGAGUCGGACCUAG
Messenger RNA from Penicillium riverlandense, 417 nucleotides. RefSeq lists its product as uncharacterized. The transcript is spliced from 2 exons. The record is from RefSeq and is a predicted model, not a curated record. NCBI's taxonomy places the organism in Eukaryota, Fungi, Ascomycota, Eurotiomycetes, Eurotiales, Aspergillaceae. The coding region runs from base 1 to 417 and encodes 138 amino acids.